This is a messenger RNA of Alternaria hordeiaustralica, 1671 nucleotides long. RefSeq lists its product as uncharacterized. The record is from RefSeq and is a predicted model, not a curated record. The coding region runs from base 1 to 1671 and encodes 556 amino acids. The transcript has 2 exons. Lineage: Eukaryota; Fungi; Ascomycota; Dothideomycetes; Pleosporales; Pleosporaceae.
AUGACUCUCUAUGAGUACACGUCGCGCUUCAUUCCAGAGCUGGCUCUCCUAGGCUACACAGAUGUAGCAGCGCGCCUGAUAGGCAGACUCAACAACUAUGAUUUCUACCACGAUCGACUCGGAAGCCUUCGGCCCCUUUGGUUCCUCUGGGAUUUGCGUGCGAAGGAAGAUGGUGUGCCAUGGCCGGAGGGAGAAGAAGAUAAAGUGCGCCAGGCUGUGAGGGACAGACGAGCCAAGACUAGCAGCGACGAUUCUCGAACGAGGAACGACGAGACAGUAACACCAGAGGACUUACAAGAAGAGCUGAAACUUAUGGCGAAGGAGUUCGCGUCGAAAUGUUAUGACCCGACUGGAAUGCUAGGUCCGGCUAAAGCACUCCACACCUAUCCGCUUGAUGACCCACGCCUUACUCCUCGAAUGCUUCGAAAGGCGAUAAAUUCCAUCCAUCACUUUCAGACCGGGCGUCUGGCAUCUAAUAUGCGAGACGUGAGAAGCGGGCUGGUGAACAUGCUGGACCUGGUCUUAUCGGCUGAAGCAAACCAUGAACAGCCCGGGAUGGACGAAGCACUACUUCUGUCGGGCACCCCGCCAUCCCAUGAGUUAUUACGCUGGCUAGCGCACAGUUUGGGAGAACGUUCCUACGAGACUCAGCCGGCGAUGGAGUCCAGGCAGGCAUGGAAGUUGUAUAAAAGCGGAGCGCUGAGACAGCAGCUCAACAUCGAUGAAGCAGCGCUCGCAGCCUUCGCAAAAGACUUCGAGAACGCUUUGAACGAUCGACUCACGAACGGUCGAACUAGAACGAGAGCAGAUAUUUCCAUGCAGGAACUCUUGAAAGCGACAGAAUACAACACGAAAUACAACGCCGAGGCCAGAAAAGUUAAUCCUGAGCCCCCCGAAACCUCCCUCUUCCAAUCCCCAGCCACCGACUCGCAGAUUAAAGAAGCCGAAGCCAGUCUCAACACCACCUUGCCAGCCGACUACAAGACCUUCCUCCGCCUCAGCAACGGCUUUGGUUCUCCAUGGGGCCACCCGCUAGGCGACCUCCAAACACCUCUUCACCCCGUCGACAAACUACGCUGGCUCGACCCCGCAGAAGAAGACUACUUCACUAAUCUCACGCUCGACCUGCCCACUCGAUGGGAUAAAUGGCCUUUCGCACCCCCUCCAACUAAGAAGGCCUAUGCUUGCGACGAAGUAACAGAGCAUUUCCUCAUCGGUCGCGCAUUGGAGAUCGGUACGCAGGAGAUUGACAACACAUGGCUUCUCCCGCCUUCUACCAUCACGCCGAUAAAGCGGGCGGUGAAGAAGAUGCUGGACGACGAAACACUGGGUGAACGCGAAAAGAACAGUGUAAGAGCUGCAAUCAAGGAUUUUGCGGGUAGCGAAGAGGAGUGGGAGCAGAUGAAGUGGGCGUGUGUUACUUGGGCUAGUGGAGGGGUGGCGGCUAUGUAUGUUUAUCCGAGUUUUAGGGCGUGGCUUGAGGAUGUUGUUGAGAAGGGGAGGGUUGGUCUGGAUGCUGAGGAGGGAGAAGAGGAAGAGAAGAUGUUGAAAAGAGGUAUGUGGUUGGGGAGAGUGUUUCAGAAUAAGAAAAGCGCGGACGAGUCGGACGCGGAAGAGCUGCCGGGGUGGCUAAAAGACGCGAUUAAGGCGGCAAUGCCAACAAGAAGAUGA